GAUGUUACACUAUGCCUGUGCACAUGGCCAUCCCGUGGUAGCUUCCCUCCUAAUAGGGUGGAAUUGUGACAUUGAUCUCCGUGACAGUGACAACUGCACAGCACUAAUUAAGGCUACACAGUAUGGGCAAGAAGGAUGUGCACUCAUUUUACUAGAUCAUGGUGCUGAUCCAAAUGCCAAGGACAACCAUGGGAACACGGCUCUGCACUAUGCUGUUUGGCAAAACAAAACAACAAUGGUAAACAUACUGCUGGAACACCAUGCUGACAUCUGUAUAAGGAACGAGGAUAAUUUUACACCAUAUACGCUGGCUCAAUUAAGAAACAACGAAAGCCUGGCAAAGUUUUUAGUAGACAGGAGGGACCAGAUACUGAAAGCUGAUGAACUGAAGAGACUGAAACUUGGCAACCUGAAGAUAAAAGUACAACCAGAACCCCCAACAGGAGAUUCAGAACAGCCUCAGGUGAUGUUGGAUGGUACAAGUUUGAUCACAGAGGAAGCUGAUAAGCAGAAAGUCACCAGGUUGCAAUCAGCAGAAAACCUGAAUGACCAUUGGGUGCAUGCAUCAGAAGACCAGAUUCAAAGGGUGGUUCGUGCUUCAGAAAAUGGAAAUCACAGUGCAAUUCAUGUAUCAGAAAACCUGAAUCCCAGUUUGGCAAACACAUCAGCAAAUAAGAGUCAAACUGAAGUGCCUAAAAACCUGAUGAACAGUGUGGUGCAUGAAGCAGAAAAACUGAAUCACAGUGCUGCAGCCCUAGUUCUUCAAAAACAGAAUGGAAAAACUGAAGAGCAACCUGUUCCUGUUGAGGAGAAUCGACAAGCUGAUGGGGUAAAGAACAAUUUUGAAAUGAGUACAAAAGAACUCAAAUGAACAAGAAAAUGGAGAGUUUACUUGUACUGAAAAUUUAAAUACUAAUCAAUUCUGAAACAGAUGAGAUUAAUAUACUAAGUCAUAAGAUUAAUCUUACCAAAAAGAGCCUAUCCCAAAUGUCAUUUAACUGUGAGAGACUUAAAAACGAAAACCAGUCUCUGCAUCAGAAGAUCUUGGAUAACACACCCUUCCAGGAGAAAUGCAAAAUGCUUGAAGAGAGAGAGGAGAAGCUGAAACAGGAAUUAUUAAUCCUUGAAACUCACAGGCAAAAGACUAUGAUAGACCGCAGAGAGGCAGAAAUCUUAUUGCAAAAGACUGAAGAAAGAUCCAGACUACAAGUAGAGGAAGAAUUGGAAAGAAUCCCUCUGAUUUUACAGGUUCUUGUAACCUACUGGCAGUUUUGCAUUCAACUUAUGUGCAUGAAAGACUUGCAAACAUAAGCAGAAUAUUACCUGGAAUUACUUACAUAUGAAAAAAGGUACAGGGAGUUGUCAGAAGGAGAAGACAGGAAACCUUACCUAGAGAUUUAAGGAGCAUAACGGUAAGAACUGUAUCAUUUGAGGUAGGGUAUCUUGGCAUUAAAGAAAUGUUUUAUAUGUUUCCAUCAUGCUACAGAUGUGUAGGGAGACUGAAGAGUUACUUUUAGCGUUUUGUAGGGAAGAGAAUUUUUGAGUCCUGCAAAUUGAGAAGAUUAUACAAAUGACACAGAUUAACCAUAAAUAUUUUCAUAAAUAAAUGUAUUUUUUUAAAGUCAUAGAAAUCUCAUUUUGUAUUUAAUUAUUUGAUGGCAUCAUUAAUGCUUCAGUCAACAUCCCCAAUGAAAUACUUCUAAAUGCCUAAUAUUUUACUAAGUUCUUCAGUACAGAAAUGAUUUAAAGUAAAGAAUCUUUCACAAUCCUUUCCUCUGGCCUCAUUCUUUGUGUUCUCACACAGGGUAGGCAAGCAUUCUACUACUGAGUUGUAUUCCCAGUACUAUUUUCUUUUUAUUAUUAUUUUUUCUUUUAUAGGAUCUUUUGCUAACUCAUUGAUGAUUUACACAUGAGGACAAAGUGUUUUGGUUGCAUUCACCCUACUCUCCUCAGAUCUACUUUUACUAAUGACUCUCACCCAGCUUUAAAGAAUAAUCUAUACAAUUUAACUUGUGCUGCCUAUAUUCUUUUGUGUGUGGCCAUCGACUAGAGUAUAUGAGGUCAUCUUACUCAUGGCUACACCUUUAAAACCCUGAUUAUCCUCUCUAGUAGCCAAUCCUAAACACUGGAACGCACCUCAGCCAGGAAUGAGUCUUUUGUUAUUUCUAGUUUUUAAAAUAAGUGACAAAUUUUUAGAUUUUUUUUGAAUUUUUAUUUUGCUUUAUAAAAUUUUGAUACAUGUAUAUAAUGUAUCUUAGUUGUAAUCAGUUUACAGUCUCUGUUUCAACUUCCCCUGCCAUGCCUACUAUCAUAUCAGCCUUGCAAUUUCAUGUCCUCCUUUGGCAAUUUUUUGUUUGUUUAGCAUUAUCCAUAUCAGUUCAGUAGGUGUGGUACAUACGUGUAUUGGUGUGGGGUCCUCCAGUUUGGCAUGAGGAUUCUUUAACUAGAUCAAUAGGAAGCAUAAAUUAGUGGGCUAAAUUAGUGCCUUUAGUGCGUUAAAACUAAAAGCUGCAAUCUUUGAAAUUGAAUUUUGUCUGACUCAGUCUCCAAACUCAUGGUCAUGAGAUUUCUUGUUUGUAUGUGUGUGUGUGUGUGUGUGUGUGUGUGUGGGUGUGUGGGUGUGUGUGUGUGUGUGUUUAAGAAAGAGAGAUUUCCACUGAACACCAUCUCUAACUAUAUGAAAUAAAAAGUAAAAUGGAAAGUGAUAGCUAAAUAAAUUAUUGAAUAUCUUUCACAUAUAUACAAAGUUUAUUAAUGUUGAAAGCACAAAGGACUAUUCUAUGUACCUAGGUAUUAGUUGUUGUCUUCCUACAGGUUAUUAAAAUAUUUUAUAGAUAUAUACUCUUUAUAAAGGUUAACUGAAAGCAUUAGAAACAGAACAGACUGUAGGGAUUAUAUUUCUUUAAAACCCUUUUGUUUUAGUCAUGUGCAGUAUAUGUCACAUAAAAACUGAAGGAAAGAUUUUAAAGAGUAAAUAUAUGUAAAUUUAUAUGAUUUUGGUAGAAUAAUUUAUUUCUAGUGAAUUUAUAAAGUAGAUUUGAAAAAAAAUCUUACUUCUUCUUCUUUUUUUCCUGUUUUUGCUUUGAAAACUAAUCCAUAAAAAUCUUAUGGUUUUCAUCAGAUUUAAUUUAAUGAUAUUUUCAUUAUCUUUCAUAGAUCAGUGAAACAUUAGAAUUGUAAAAUUUUAUGUAAUUGUAAAACUUUAUGUAAUUACAUAUAGUUUUAUGUAAAACUAUAUGUAAUUUAAAUGAUAGAACUAUUAAUAAAAUGUAUGAGAAUACAGACCCUAUUUUAAAGUUAGAGAUAAUUAACUUCCUGUCUGCAACCACACUGAAGAACAGCCUCCCUACCCCGGGUACACGCAGAGACAGUUUGACCCCCAGAAGUUCUGACACAAUCAGGGUCCCUGGUGAGAACCCUCUGCCCCAAUACCUGGCUUAACUGGGAUCCCUCCUCAUCUCCUGCCCAGGGGUUUAGAGGUUGCAAGAACUCCAUACUGCUGGAGACACACUUUCCUUUUGGUCCACCACUACAUGUGGAAGCACACUGCAUGUUCCAGCCCUCCUACUGCCCCACCCAGAGACAGCAUGAUCCAAGAAGGUCCAUUAGGCUCACAGGAGAAACAGACUCCAGUCAGAGACAGCAAGGCCAGUUAACACCAGAGAAAAACAGUUGGCAAGAGGCAAGUGCAAGUACAUAAGAACAGAAACCAGUGUGACUUGCCACCAUCAGUUCUCCCACCACAGCAAACCCUGGAUAUCCUAACACACAUGGAAGGUAAGAUUCUGACCUAAAAUCCCAUCUCAUGAAGAUGAUAGAGGACCUUAAGGAGAGAAUAUAAAUAAUUCCCUUAAAGAAAUACAGAAGAACACAGGUAAACAGGUAGAGCCCUCGAAGUAGAAACACACAAAUCCCUUAAGAGAAAUACAGGAAAACACAAUCAAAGAGGUGAAAGAAUUGAACAAAAUCAUCCAAGAUCUAAAAAUGGAAAUACAAACAAUAUAGAAAUCACAGGGGAGACAACCCUGGAGAAGGAAAACCUAGAAAAGGGAUCAGGAGUUACAGAUGUAAAAGCAUUAUCAACAGAAUACAAAAGAUAGAAGAAUGUCAGACAUAGAAGAUAUUGACAGAACAGUCAAAGAAAAUAGAAAGUGCAAAAAGCCCUUAACUCAAAACAUCCAGGAAAUUCAGAACAUAAUGAAAAGAACAAACCUAAGAAUAAUAGGUAUACAAGAGAGUGAAGAUUCCAAAUUCAAAGAACCAGUAAACAUCUACAACAAAGUCACAGAAGAAAACUUCCCUAACUUAAAGAAAGAGAUGGUAAUAAAUGUUCAUUAAGCCUAUAGAACACCAAAAAGAUUGGACCACAAAAGAAAAUCCUCUCAUCACAUAAUAUUC
Messenger RNA from Arvicanthis niloticus (Nile rat), 4398 nucleotides. Lineage: Eukaryota; Metazoa; Chordata; Mammalia; Rodentia; Muridae. The record is from RefSeq and is a predicted model, not a curated record.